AGUCAAUUGCAGGUUCACUAGUUUCAAGUAAUCAAGAAAAACACACACACAGAGAGCAGAAAUGGCGAUAACACUGAAGAGCGGCUACAAGAUGCCGAUUGUGGGAUUGGGUGUUUGGCGAAUGGAAGGAAAAGAUAUAAAAGAUCUUCUCAUCAACGCCAUCAAGAUUGGCUACCGUCACUUUGAUUGUGCUGCUGACUAUCAAAAUGAAGCUGAAGUUGGGGAAGCACUCGCAGAAGCAUUUCAGACGGGGAUCGUGAAGAGGGAGGAUCUUUUCAUUACUACAAAGCUUUGGAACUCAGACCAUGGUCAUGUUCUUGAGGCCUGUAAAGACAGUCUUAAGAAGUUACGCCUGGAUUAUCUGGAUCUCUACCUUGUUCACUUCCCCAUAGCCACAAAACAUACAGGAGUUGGUACAACCUCUAGUGCAUUGGGUGAGGAUGGUGUUCUUGAUAUUGAUACCACCAUAUCAUUGGAGACUACUUGGCACGGAAUGGAAAAUCUAGUAUCCCUGGGCUUGGUCCGCAGCAUAGGAAUCAGCAACUACGACAUCUUUCUCACCCGAGAUUGCCUAGCAUAUUCCAAAGUGAAGCCUGCUGUGAAUCAAAUCGAGACCCAUCCUUAUUUCCAGCGUGAAUCUCUUGUCAAAUUUUGCCAAAAGCAUGACAUCUGUGUUACAGCACACACCCCACUUGGUGGUGCUGCUGCUAAUACUGAAUGGUUUGGUUCAGUGUCUUGCCUGGAAGAUCCAGCUCUAAAAGGUUUAGCUGAAAAAUAUAAUAAGACUGUGGCCCAGGUUAUUCUGCGUUGGGGUAUCCAAAGAAACACAGUUGUGAUUCCGAAAUCAUCAAAACUGGAGAGACUGCAGGAGAAUUUCAACGUUCUUGACUUCGAGCUCACUAAAGAAGACAUGGACCUCAUCAAAAGUUUGGACCGCAACUAUAGGACCAACCAACCUGCAAAGUUUUGGGGCAUAGAUCUGUAUGCCUAAAAGCUUCAUGUCUCAUUUUGACACCAAAGGCACCAGGAUAGGGGACUAAGCUACUUAGACCAGCAUCUCAUUUGAAUAUGGAAAAGUGAGUUUAUGUUUAGCAUGAGAGAGACCAUUCACUGCUCUACCUAUGAUGUAGUUAUGUUUUUAUCCAUUUCGAACUUGUGUACCAAGGCUGAUGGAUGGUGGUUGGUUUAGUUUCUGGGAGAGUGUGCAUAUUGGGCCAACACAUCUCCCAUCCAACGGCAAAUAAAGCUAUUGGCUACUAAAAUGCUGCAAAA
Messenger RNA from Solanum tuberosum (potato), 1272 nucleotides. Its product is annotated as NADP-dependent D-sorbitol-6-phosphate dehydrogenase-like. Bases 62 to 991 code for a protein of 309 amino acids. The record is from RefSeq and is a predicted model, not a curated record. NCBI's taxonomy places the organism in Eukaryota, Viridiplantae, Streptophyta, Magnoliopsida, Solanales, Solanaceae. The transcript has 6 exons. Gene Ontology annotation, molecular function: aldose-6-phosphate reductase (NADPH) activity.